Messenger RNA from Vigna angularis (adzuki bean), 923 nucleotides. RefSeq lists its product as uncharacterized. The record is from RefSeq and is a predicted model, not a curated record. The coding region runs from base 9 to 923 and encodes 304 amino acids. The transcript is spliced from 5 exons. NCBI's taxonomy places the organism in Eukaryota, Viridiplantae, Streptophyta, Magnoliopsida, Fabales, Fabaceae.
AGAAAAUAAUGAAGCAGAAGUCAGAUAGUAGACUUCCACUUUCUGAGGGUGAUGACCCUCUUCCUCCUCCUUCACCACCAUCUCGGCACGACAAGUGGAAGUUAGCCCGUAUGAGACCAUCGGGCUCCUACACUUCCGAGUCUGCCAGAGAAAUAUCUGAAAGAAUUGACUCCUUGGUUGAGCAGAGCUCCCAAGGUCAAUUCACACAAGAAGGUCGUCAAGAUAUUCUUGCCACAGCUAUUGGACGACCUGAGCACCCAGGACGGGUGCGUGCUGCUGGGACUGGCAUAGGCAUACGACAUUUUUUUGGGUCUUCCUCGCGUCCAUAUUUAUAUGAAAAGAUGAAGGACGAAAUAAGAAAAGAGAUGACGCAGGAGAUCACAAAGAAGGUUCGAGCAGAGUUAUAUGAUGAAGUUGCUGAAAUGGUUGCGCGCCAGUUCCAGCAGCAUUAUGAGGAUUAUGGCAAUCGUCCUCCACCAUCUCCUGUAGCGGAACAUGUUGUGCCCCCUACAGGUAGAAGCGGUAAAGGAAGUUGCUCAGCUGCCGGUGCCCCAGGGGACGACUUGGAUGACACUCGUCCAUGUGAGUUAUAUAUUCUAUCUGAUACUGGGACCAUGCUAGUGGCUCGUGGUACAGUGUAUGAGACAGUCACUGUAGUGCAUGGGGUACAGCUUGCAGAAGAUGAGGUCAAGGUCACGGUCGAUGAAGUUGUCAUAGCGGAUGCCGUUCUUCCUGUGCCUACAGAUGAGUUCUUCACUGUGGAAGAAGCAUUAAGGUCCUUUGUCGCCUGGCCUAGACAUUUGCAGAUAGGUCAAGAUGGAAGUCCUAGACCGAAGAAGACUCAUUUAUCUGAGGAUGACCCUCUUCCUACUUGUGAUCUCCGUACCGGAGAACACGGCUGUUUGGUUUUGUUCAUUGCAUAA